AUGGCAAUGGACUAUACUACCACAUCACCGAGUCCAAUCCAUUAUCAUACUGUGGAUCCUACAAACAUGGACAUUGAGAAGUUCUUUGCCAAGCUCAAGUCACACAAUAUCCGUCCGAUUGUAUUCUUUGAUGGUAUCACUCCAGAGUACAAGUACAAGGAGAUAAUCAGCCGAUUCAAAGACAAGCUCAGAAAGACCAGAGAGUCUGCACGCACACUCAAAGUACAUGAUCAUCAGCAUGUUUCUAAAUGGGAUCGUGUCCCAGCUCUAAUGAUUAUCCAGUUCAAGAGCGCAAUGGAGAGGAUGGGCAUUGAGUGCAGGACAACGGUCGAGGAGGCCGACCAAGACAUUGUCCAAUGGUCCCUGGACAACAAAGCCUAUGGUAUCCUGUCCUCAGAUACUGAUUACUUCUUCUUUGAAUUCCUCGGUAAUAUCAUGUACUUUCCAAUGUCUGAAUGGAAAAUGGAUGGUCCUGGAAUCCAAGCCGGUGGAUACCUCGUCAGUAAUGUGGCUCAAGCACUCCGGGUGAAUGAGAUGAUACUGCCCAUUGUAGCCACGCUCAUUGGCAAUGACCACACGAAGCAAUUACAAACCAAGUAUAAUAAUGCCGAGCGUGAUAAAGAUCGUAUUCUCACUAGAUGUCGCUCAAUCAAGACCAGAGACCCAGAUCGAAAGGUCUAUAUUGAACACUAUCUUAGAGGACUAAGGUUGUCAGACAAAGAGUAUGAAGAUUUUUUGGAUGACCUAAAGAUGUGUGACGAGUCCAUCAGGUUCUACCGCGACCCAAGCCCCAUUGUCAAGUUACCAUCCAACAACAACAACAACAACAACAUACUCUCCAAAGCUGACUUCCUCAAGCUGAAGCCAUACUUUACACGCUUCUUUGGCAAUGGUGAUGGAGGUGGAUGUAGUCUGGUGAACUACAUCUACCUGACUCCGUUGAUAUCAAAGACAAGUCAGUUAUCAGUCAACAGUAUUGCGCCGGCUACUCCUGGCGGACUCACCAUCACCCACCACACAGCUAGCAUCCGUCACAGGAUGUUUGGACUGGUCGACAAGUCCUCAACAGUGACAGGCAAGAGGUACUUUGAGGUUGUACCAACUGCCAAACCAAAGGGAUAUAAUGAUAGCUGUCAUGGAGAGGGCUUCGAGCCAAUCCUUACAAGCUUUGGAGUUGAUCAAUGUUGGGAUGGUACGGUGGACAUGAGCGACCGAGUCAAAGAGUUCUGUCUAAUGUUCGGGACGACAGAGGCCAAAGCCCUCGAGUACAGUGCCGGAUACCUCCCUGGCUUCAAGACCAAACGAUCAUUCGACGACUUGAUGCUCAUACUAUUCUGUCAGUUCUUCAAUGAGAAGUCACUUGUGAUGGACAUUAAGAAUUGGAUGGUGGACACAUGGUUGUUUAGCUACUUGUUGAUUGGCUGUGGUCGUAACAACUUCGACUCAAUGGAGAAUAUUAGAUACCAGCCCAUGCAGUUGACUGAGCUGAUCUCUUAUCUCUACUCAUUGGCCUACCCAGCAAUAGAGUUGUUGAACAUCAUUGGCCAGUUUCCAAUCAAGGCACCACAUCAAGUGAUGGACAUUAUCACGUUGCACAUGCUUUGGGAUGUUGCUGAACAGGCUUGGAACAAGUCACAACAACAUCAAGAUCUGGACACCACAACCCAGCAACAACAACAUACACUCCAAAUGUUGUUCUCUCAAUCACAAUUCAGUGGAUUGAUCGAUGAAUAUAUCAUUACAGAGUUUGAUCGCCUCAAACAAGAGAUUGGCCAAGUGUGCUCCACCAUCACUGUUUGGCGGUGGCAACAACUACAACAACAACAACAACAACAACAAACAUAA
Messenger RNA from Acytostelium subglobosum LB1, 1845 nucleotides. RefSeq lists its product as hypothetical. Gene Ontology annotation, cellular component: nucleus. Bases 1 to 1845 code for a protein of 614 amino acids. The transcript is spliced from 7 exons. The record is from RefSeq and is a predicted model, not a curated record. NCBI's taxonomy places the organism in Eukaryota, Evosea, Eumycetozoa, Acytosteliales, Acytosteliaceae.